Chironomus riparius is the source of this 1358-nucleotide messenger RNA. The record is from the annotation of a GenBank genome assembly. NCBI's taxonomy places the organism in Eukaryota, Metazoa, Arthropoda, Insecta, Diptera, Chironomidae.
GUUCAUUGAAUAACCCAGAAAAAAAAAUCAUUCUUUCUAUUUCUAGAAAAUUUCCUCAUUCUAUAAAUAAACAUAAGUCAGUAGAUGAUCAAAAUGAUCCGAAACUACCAAGUUGUCAUCUUCCUAUUUACAAUAAUCUCAAUAGCAGCAAGUGCAGUCCCAAAAACAGAAGAAGGAAAACGUGUGCUUGAUCAUGAUUUUCAACAGCAUUUAGGUGAAGAACAUAGUAAGCAGUAUGAUCAUGAGCAAUUUUUGGGAGAAGAUCAAGCAAAAACAUUUGAUCAACUUGCUCCAGAAGAGAGUCGUAGACGUUUAGGCAUAAUUGUAGAUAAGAUUGAUACAAAUAAGGAUGGAUUUGUUGACUUGAGCGAAUUAAAAGCUUGGAUUCAAUUUACACAAAGACGAUACAUUGAAGAUGAUGUCGAACGUCAGUGGAGGUCCCAUAAUCCAGAUAACAAUGAUACAAUUCAUUGGGAUGUUUAUAGGAAAAAUGUUUAUGGAUUUAUGGAAGAAAUGGAUCCUGCCGAUUUAGAAAGGGAAGAUAAUGGAUUCUCAUACAAGGCAAUGCUCACUCGUGACCGAAGAAGAUGGAGUGUUGCUGAUCGUGAUGGAGACGAUUCAUUAGUAAGAGAAGAAUUUACAUCAUUUUUACAUCCAGAAGAGAGUGAAUUCAUGCGCGAUCUUGUGGUGUCUGAGACAGUUGAGGAUAUCGAUAAGGAUAAUGAUGGAAAAAUUUCUGUAGAAGAAUACAUUGGAGACAUGUAUCGUGUAACAGACGAUGAUACUGAAGAACCAGAAUGGGUUAAACAUGAAAGAGAAACUUUUAAGACAUUUAGAGAUAAGGAUCACGAUGGAUUUUUAAAUAAUGAGGAAGUUAAGGAAUGGAUUAUUCCACAUGAUUUCGAUCAUGCUGAAGCUGAAAGCAAGCAUUUAAUUUAUGAAGCUGAUGCAGACUCUGAUGAAAAAUUAACCAAAGAAGAAAUACUCAGCAAAUACGAUGUGUUUGUUGGAUCACAAGCAACCGAUUUUGGUGAAGCUCUUGUGAGACAUGACGAAUUUUAAACUAUCAUUGAUAAACUCAACAAUAUGAAAAUAAGGAGAGCCAGUAGAUCAAACGAAGAAAUGAAAGAAAUCUAUUAUUAAUAUUUAAAAUGAUUAAUUAUAAUAAUUGUAGUAGAUAGGGUGCUUAAAAAUGUGAAAGCAAUAUUUUUGAUAAAAUGAAAAAAAAGAAUAAUGAAAAUUAUAAUGUUCUGGCACAAAACGAGAUAUGUCGAUGAUGAAAUGGAAUCUCAUUAAAAAUCGUUUUAGAUUAAAACUAUAAAAAUUAUCCAUGGAAGUGCAAAUUAUUUCAAUUAUUU